UGCAGAGACUGGAGGCCACAGCUGUGUGAGGAGCCUCCCGGACUCUGAGCGGACCGGGUCACCUGGGUAGGACCCGGAGGAUUCCUUGUUUCCUUGUUUCCUUGUUCCCUUGUUUCCUUGUUUCCUGAACCUUACCGAAAGACAGCUUUCCUCCGCGGGAAGAGUUUCUGCUUCCCGUCGACAUGCUGCUGGUUCUGCUCCUCGCUCUGGGCCCCGCGGCCCGCGGCGCCGAGCCCUCCUCCGGUACCGUCCAGUACCGGGUUUGGGAGGAGCAGCCCUCGGGGACCCGGGUCGGCCGGCUGGCGGACGAGCUGCGGCAGAGGGAGGGGGGCCGUCCUCUGGAGGACUUCCAGCUGGUGGAGCAGGGGAAGCCCCUCCCCUUCUCCGUGGGCGCUCGGGACGGGCUGGUCCGCACCGAGGGCCGACUGGACCGGGAGGCGCUGUGCCGCGGGUCGGACCGCUGCGAGCUGGCCUUCAGCGUCCUGUUCCGGAGGAGCGGCGCCGUGAGCUUCCUGCGCGUCCGCGUGGAGGUGCUGGACCUGAACGACCACGGCCCCGCCUUCCCGGCCGCGCUGCAGGAGGUGGAGAUCUCGGAGAUGGCCGGCCCCGGGAUGCGGAUCCCUCUGGACCGGGCCUCGGACCCCGACGCCGGGCCCAACGGCCUCCAGACCUACUCGCUGUCCGCCAACCGGCAUUUCGCUCUGGACGUGACGGCGGUGCCGGGCGGCGGCCGGCAGGCGGAGCUGGUGGUCGUCGGGGAACUGGACCGGGAGGUCCGGGCCACGUUGGACCUCACCCUGGUGGCCUGGGACCGGGGGACCCCGCCCCGGUCCGGCAGCACUCUGGUCCGGGUCAACAUCCUGGACUCCAACGACAACAGCCCGACGUUCGAGGACGCCCGCCCCACGGCGGAGCUGCCCGAGGACGCGGAGCCGGGCGCCACCGUGAUCCGGCUCCGGGCCUCCGACCCGGACCAGGGGCCCAACGGGGAGGUGGAGUACCUGCUGAGCGGGCACGCGGCCCCGGAGGUCCGGAGGCUCUUCUCGGUGGACCCCCGGUCCGGCGCUGUGAGUCUCAGGGCGCCUCUGGACCGCGAGGCGCGGGCCUCCUACGCGGUGCCGGUCCAAGCCCGGGACCGCGGGCCCAACGCCGUGCCGACGCACUGCGAGCUGCUGGUCCGGCUGCGGGACGUCAACGACAACGCGCCCCGGAUCCACGUGACCUGGACCCCGGCCGGGGCCCCCGGCGCCGCCGUGCCGGAGGGCGCCCCGGAGGACACCUUCCUGGCGCUGGUGACGGUCUCGGACGCCGACUCGGGGGAGCGCGGCCGGGUGGCGCUCGCCGUGCGGCCCGGCUCCGGGCCCUUCCGGCUGAAGCGGCUCCAGGGGGACGACUACAUGCUGGUGACCGGCGGCGGGCUGGACCGCGAGGCGGCGGCGAGCUACAACGUGUCCCUGCGGGCGCAGGACCACGGGGACCCGCCUCUGGCCUGCGUCCACAACCUGGCGGUCCGGGUUCUGGACGAGAACGACAACGCGCCGGUGUUCUCCCGCCCGCUCUACAGCGCCUCCUUCAGGGAGAACAACGCGGCGGGCCGCCUGGCGCUCACCGUGGUCGCCCGCGACGCCGACCUGGAGCUCAGCGGCAGAGUUUCCUACUUCCUGCGCUCGGCCGACGAGGCGGCGCCGUUCUCCGUCCACCCGACCAGCGGCGCCGUGCGGGCGCGGCGCCCUCUGGACUACGAGGCGUGCCGCAGCUACUCCUUCACGGUGGAGGCCGUGGACCGGGGCCACCCGCCGCUCACCGGCACGGCCGCCGUGAUCAUCGCCGUCCAGGACGUGAACGACAACCGGCCCGUCAUCAGGGAGCCGGAGCCCAGAGGGGGCGUGGCCUCUCUGAGCGUCCCCGUGGACACGGACAAGGGCGAGAUCGUGACGGCGCUGGGGAGCGGCGGUGCCGCUCCGCAGCUCGGCUUCCUGGCGUCCACCUUGAGGGCCGACGACGCGGACUCGGGGCCGAACGGCCGGCUCAGCUACCUCAUCGCCGGGGGCAACCCCGACGGGCUGUUCUGGUUGGACGGGGCGUCGGGCCGGCUGUUCGUCAACGCCACCAACGCCACGGCGCUGGUGGGCAGAACCUUCUCGCUGACGGUGGCCGUGGCCGACGGGGGCAGCCCCAGCCUGGCCUCGGAGGCCGCCCUGCAGGUGACCUUCACCGACCUCAGGGACCACCUGAAGAACUCGUCCCCGGGCGCCGGCGGCCGGCCGGGCUUCGGCGUGAUGAUGGCGGCGUGCCUGGGCGCGGCCUGCCUGCUGCUGCUGGCGGCCGUCGCCGUAGCGGCCGCCUUCUGCCGGCCGGUGAAACGGGAACGCCGCGCGUACAACUGCCGGCAGGCCGAGUCGGCCUACGACCGCCACCCGCGGCGCCCGCAGAGGAACAUCCGGAAGGCCGACAUCCGGCUGGUUCCCGUCAUCAGAGGGCGGCGGGACGAGCCCCCAGGGGACGGGGGCGGGGCCCGGCCUCAGGCUCCGCCCCCGAUGACGUCAGACGAGGGGCGGACCGAGUACCCGUUGAACAGCAGCUUUCGUUCCCGAGGGUACCCUGAAGGGGGCGCCGCCCGCCACUGCGGAACGCCGCGGACACCCGGGAACACGGAACCGGACGCCGCGGCCUCACACUGCAGCACCUCGAGCGGCCACCGGGAGGAGGCGACGCUCAGGAGGCCCGACGCCCAACACCGGCAGACCCUCAGGAACCUGGUGCGGCUGUCCAUGGCGGCGUUCGGAGACGCCAUCGAGCUGUCGGCGGCGUCCCCCGACGUGCAGCAGAUCUCCCAGCUCCUCUCUCUCCUCCAUCAGGGUGAGCUUCAUCCGAGACCAAACUUCAGAGGGAACAAGUACUCUCACCGCCACAGCAGAUAUGGAGGUCAGGACUGCUCUGAUUGGCUGAGCACUAAGGACAGUGGACAUGGAGAGAGUGAGGCUGGAGAUGUGGACUGGGAACCAGGAAGAGACUCACCUCUUGACCCCGAGCUGGAAGAGGCCCUCAACAUGCUCAACGACGACGUGUCCUGGAUGUCCCGGCUGUCCGUCCCGCUCAGCGCCGGUUACCACGACAACGUCUUCUUCCCCAACGCGCCGCCGUCCACUGAAGACAAGCUCCGCCCCCCAGAGGCGCUGGACUCCUCCUCCUUCUCCACUUUCGGUAAGAAGGUGGAUAGGGCGUGCCCAGUGGGCGGGGCCUUGCUGUGUGAGGUCAGCGCUCUGUUUGAGCUGCUGAUGACUCAUAAGGCCGGCGCCCCCCAGGCCGACGCCCCCUAGGCCGACGCCCCCCAGGCCGACGCCCCCCAGGCCGACGCCCCCCAGGCCGACGUCCCCCCCCAGCCCUGGGCCUGGCGUCCUGUGCCGUCUCUCCGCGGCGUACCGACGCUCUCUGGACGCCGCCGGCGCCGCUAGGAACUCUGGGAAGGCCGAGAAGAGGGCGGGGCCUUGUGCGUCCUCAGAACUUCACCAAUGAGAGGACUGAGGAGAUGUCACGUGAUCAUGAAGGAGACUCCGCCCCUCAGCAGGGACGUCCUGCUUGUUGUUGUCUGUCUUUGUUUGUCAACAACCUGCUGAGUGAUGUUCAUGAGGACAGAUGUAAACAUGUCUUCAACCUGAAGAGGUCAGAGGUCACUGUCCCUAGAACUAUAUAUAUACAUAUAUGUACACUACCGUUCAAAAGUUUGGGAUCACUUAGAAAUGUCUUUAUUUUUCAAAGUAAAGCACUGUUUUUUCAAUAAAGAUAACAUUAAUCAUAAA
Molecule: messenger RNA, 3800 nt
Organism: Pseudoliparis swirei
Lineage: Eukaryota; Metazoa; Chordata; Actinopteri; Perciformes; Liparidae
Gene: pcdh12
Product: protocadherin 12
Exons: 5
Coding region: 183-3320 (1045 amino acids)
Biological process (GO): homophilic cell-cell adhesion
Cellular component (GO): plasma membrane
Molecular function (GO): calcium ion binding
Source: RefSeq, a predicted model, not a curated record